UCCAGAGCGCCACGCCCUCUAGUCUGUGAGACGCGCACCGACAGAAACAAACGGUUGCAGAAAGAAACAGUGGAUAAAAUCCCUCAAACGGAGAAAAAACCUCACGCUCCUCGUCUGUCCCCGAGGCGCUGUCCACUCCAACCGCACAUCAAGACACAAAUAAGCUACAACGAAUGGAAUUGUUUUACAUGGAAUGAACAUUUGAGUGAAACAAGACAAUGAGAGAUGAAGAUACAGAGGAACAAACAGAAUUAAUGGAAGUGAAAUACAAACGGCACCAAUUUCAGGAGCAUCAUCAUUUCACAAAUGAAGAUGGAAACGCUAUCAUUUCACAGACUGGAAAGAAUUUAACACACAAAAGAGCUCAGAAAACUGGCACCAAGGGAUCUUUCACCUGCUCCGAGUGUGGAAAGAGUUUCAAAAAUAAAGGACACUUAAAUGUGCACAUGAGACUUCACACUGGAGAAAGACCGUUCACAUGCACUCAGUGUGGAAAAGGUUUUAUUCAAAAAGGACACCUAAAUGAUCACAUGAGAGUUCACACUGGAGAAAAACCAUUCUCAUGCACUCAGUGCGGAAAAGGUUUUAUUCAAAAAGGACACCUAAAUGAUCACAUGAGGGUUCACACUGGAGAAAGACCGUUCACAUGCACUCAGUGUGGAAAGAGUUUCACAUCUAAAAGCUUUCUCAAAAAGCAUCUGCUCUUUCACGCUGGACUGAGAUCAUUCAGCUGUGAUCAGUGUGAUAAAACAUUUGUUGUGGCAUCCAGCUUAAUAAGACACCUUAAAAUUCAUACUGGUGAGAAGCCUCAUGUUUGUUCUUUUUGUGGAAAGAGUUUUGCACUUCUACAAUCUUUAAAAGAACAUGAGAGUAUUCAUACUGGUGUGAAACCUCAUAUGUGUUUUGACUGUGGGAAGAGAUUUAUAGCAGCCAGAACUUUAAAAAACCAUCAGAGGAUUCACACUGGAGAAAAGCCUUAUAAGUGCUCACACUGUGGAAAGAGCUUCGCUGAUUCAUCAACCUUGAGACAACAUGAGAGAAUUCAUACUGGAGAUAAGCCGUACCAGUGCUCUUCAUGUUGUGGAAGUUUUGUCACAUCCUCUAAUCUUCAGACUCAUAUUAAAAAACAUUGCCCCAAGACGUCUAAAUGAGCAAAGUUCACAUUCAGAUGCAUGACUUACAAAUAAUUUGACGCUCAGAUUAAGCAAAAGAUGUUUUUUUAAUAUAGUAAUUUAAUCUUUCACAUGCACUCAGUGUGGGAGACUUUCAGCCGUACAUCAAACCUUAAGAGACACUUGAGAUUUCACACUGGAGAGCGGCCUUAUACAUGCACUCAGUGUGGAAAGAGUUUCUUUGUCAAACAAGAACUUAUAAAAGCACAUGAGAAUUCACACGGGAGAAAGACUAUUCGCAUGCACUCAGUGUGGAAAGAGUUUUAAAUCUAGAAGCGUCCUAAAAAAACAUCAGCUCUCUCACUCCGGAGUGAGAUCAUUCAGCUGUGAUCAGUGUGAUAAAACGUUUAGUUUGGCAACAUAAACUUAAUGCUGGUGUGAAGCGUCACGUUUGCACUUUUUGUGGAAAGAGUUUUACACAACCGUACAGUUUACAAGUUCAUCAGAGUAUUCAUACUGGUGUGAGACCUUAUGUGUGCUCUGACCAACUUGUGUUAUGAUCACGGACCCUUAACUCCGAAUCUGUGGUGGCAUCACGGAAUCGCCGGAAAUUCCGUGAUGGGCUCACAGAAGUGAUAUCAAUGCAAGUCAGUGACAGGCAUCAGCCGUGGUCCACACACGGAUCCAUUACACGGAAUUCUGUGAGACCAGGUUGUAAAUUAUAUAUUGGGUAACAACAGUGCCAUUAUUGCAUAUAUGUUGGGGUGUGAUUUUUUUUUUUCAAUGUAAACAGCCACAACAGUUUUAUUUAUAUUACAUUACACAUUUAUGAGCACGUAACCCAACCCCUGCCCCUAAACCUACCAUUUGUCAAUAAAACAGAAGAUAUAACAAGACAGACACAACUGAACUACCGUCAUAAUUUAUUCAAAAAGUAUUAAUGUUCCAAGACUUCAGAGGCAAAACGAUUGAUUUGUGAGAGAAAUAGACGCGAUCGCCGUCUCCGUCCGCCGUAAAGCUCUUCCUAUGUGCUGCAGUCAGUGUGCAUAAAUUCAAAAAAUGCCGCCAGAAGAAGCCUUAUGUCAGCUUUGGUUGUGAAAUGCCAUUGGUUCUUGUAUGUCUCGUGACCGAUUGCGUCAUGCUACGGGACGGGAGUAUCUUUUUGAAUGAGAUGUGAGCGCGUUAACGGAGCGGGAUCAUUUUCAACGAUUAAAACCUUGUGUUUUACUCUCUUCUUCGCAUAAAGACUUCGUAUGGCUUCAGAAGAUUUGGAAUGCAACACGACUUGUUUGUAAUGCUUUUAUACUGCUUGUUUAUGGUCAUUUUGCAAUAAAUACCUGUGACUGC
Onychostoma macrolepis is the source of this 2459-nucleotide messenger RNA. Its product is annotated as gastrula zinc finger protein XlCGF8.2DB-like. The transcript has 3 exons. The record is from RefSeq and is a predicted model, not a curated record. The coding region runs from base 219 to 1151 and encodes 310 amino acids. Lineage: Eukaryota; Metazoa; Chordata; Actinopteri; Cypriniformes; Cyprinidae.